Molecule: messenger RNA, 2318 nt
Organism: Sorex araneus (European shrew)
Lineage: Eukaryota; Metazoa; Chordata; Mammalia; Eulipotyphla; Soricidae
Gene: ZC3HAV1
Product: zinc finger CCCH-type containing, antiviral 1
Exons: 9
Coding region: 60-2318 (752 amino acids)
Molecular function (GO): metal ion binding
Source: RefSeq, a predicted model, not a curated record
GGCCGGGUCCCCGGCGGGCCGGGCCGGGCCGGGCCGAAGGACGCGCCGACGGACGCGCCAUGGCCGACGCCGAGGUGUGCUCGUUCCUCACCAAGGUGCUGUGCGCGCACGGCGGCCGCCUGGCCGUGCAGCAGCUGCUCCGCGACGUGCGUCUGGCCGAGGCGCAGCUCGUGCAGGUGCUGGAGGCGGCGGGGCCCGAGCGCUUCGUGCUGCUGGACGCGGGCGAGCCGGACGGCGUCACCCGCUACGUGGUGGCCGCGACGCGCGUCCGCGUCUGCCGUCGGAAGACCUGCCAGCGGCCCUGCGGGCACCUGCACCUCUGCAAGCUCAACCUGCUGCACCGCUGCCGCUACUCGGAGCGGAAUUUAUGCAAAUAUUCUCACGAUAUUUUCUCAGAAGAUAACCUAAAUGUCCUGAGCGCACAUGGGCUGUCGGGACUUAACGAAGAGGAACUGACAGUGCUCCUCCUCCAGAAUGACCCCUUCUUUCUACCUGAGAUCUGCAAGAGCUACAAGGGAGAGAACCGCAAGCAGACAUGUAUGCAGCAGCCGCUGUGUGAACGGCUGCACAUCUGCGAGCACUUCACGCGGGGGGACUGCAGUUACCCCAACUGCCUGCGGUCCCAUAACCUGAUGGACAGGAAGGUGCUGGCCGUCAUGAGGGAGCACGGGCUGAGCCCAGACGUGGUGCAGAACUUUCAGGACAUUUGCAACAGCAAGCACAGCCACAGAAGGAAGUCGUCUGCCUGGAAAGGUGCUCCCGCCCACCGCAGAGCCGGGCCCCCCAAAGGCAGAGGCCAGAACCGAGAGCAGCCGCUCCAGACCCGCGAGUUCCUGUCCACGGCCUUGCUCUCUGAGCUGCAGGAGGCCCCCCCGGAGGAGGUGUCCGCUCUCACCUCCAAGUUCCAGCACCUGGGGAGCCCCGAGGGCCCGCCCCCUGCCUCCGUCUCCUCCAGAGUUGCCCGAGUGGGGGCCCCGGGCUUGGCAGAAGGGAGCCAGCGGCUGUUGGAGAACGGCAGCUCUGAGGAUUCCAGCGCCCGUGGCCUUUCUGGUGCAGACCCCUGGGGCCCGUGGCAGGACCCCUCAUCCUGGCGGAAAGUGCUGGCUCCCAGCGGAGAGAGCUCAUGUCCGCCUGCCUCCAGCCCUGUGCCUUCGGCGCCCCCUCUGAGCCCCAGAACCUUCCAGAAGAACGAGAACAGAACCCUCUCAGAAAUAGAGAUUUGGAUGGACGGACGGGCCCAGGACAAGCCUCUGUCCUUCCUGGGGGACGCCCCCCGGGCCACAGAUCUACCUUCCACCAGAUCUUCCCAGGACAGAGCCGCAGCCACCAGACAGAGAGAAAAAGCGUCUCCGAGGACCCCGGACCCCAGAGCCUCCCAGGAGAGCAGGGGCAGACUCCCCUCAGAAAUAGAGUUUUGGAUGGACGAAGUAGCCCAGGACAGGCCUCUGCCCAACGUGGCGGACGCCAGAUCCCCCCAGAAGAUGAAGGACGGGAGCGUCUCGGAAAAAGCAAUCUGGGAGAACGGAGGCGUCCUGGAUGAGCCUCUGUCCUUCCUCCCGGACACAAGGGCCCCGGGUCAACCUUCCGCAAGACCUUUGCAUGACCAGGUCGCAGCUGUGAAGACAGUCAGAUCCUGGGACCUGGACCACAGAAGCCCGGCUCCCACCCACCCCCGGGGCCCCGGCAUUACUGCCGAGCCUGCAGGUGUCCCAGCAGAGGACCAAAACCACGACAGCGAGAAGGACGCGAUCUGUCUCGGCCACCUGUCCCAGGGCUGUCCACUUCCUCAAAGCUGCCAGAAAGAGCAUUUCCCUCUGCCCUACCAGUGGCAGGUGUUUACCAAGGAUACCUGGGUGUUGCUGCAGUCCUCGGAGACCAUCGAGAAGUACUACUGUGACCCCCAGAGCUCCGUGGUUACCAUCGAGAGCCUCAGGAUCGAUUUUCUAGGAAUGACUUGUAAUUCUUUGCCCAUCCGCCGCCUCUCCACGUGUUCCUCGGUCAAGGCAAAGGGCUUGCCUUUCACCACCAAGUGGAUCUGGUACUGGAGGGACGAAGGAGGGGUGUGGAUCGAAUACGGAAAGGAGGACGGCCGGCACCAGCAGGCUGCGAGCGUCGACUCCUCCUACCUGGAGACCAUCUACUGCAGCUCCUCCAGGGCCGUCGUGGUGCCCUUUCAGGCGGGCAAACGGAACUACGAGCUGAAUUUCCGAGCCAUGAUUCAGACCAACAUCAUCUCCAAGACCCAGAAGAAAGUCCUCCGGAGACCGGCCUUCGUGUCUGCCUGGGACGUAACUCGGAUGAAACGCGAGCUAGAGUAA